AGGGACAAUAUAUGCAACAAUAUACUAGUACGACCUAUUUGCUGUCAUCCAAACUCAGGCAGCAGCGUGUAUACCUGUCAGACUUCUUUGCCGGACCCGCUAAAGGCCUCACUCUCCCCAGUAACUACAGUACAGUACCACAGUCUCUUGAUACCACCCUAUCGACUAUAAGAACAUCCAAUCGGAGGGUUAUCCCAUAUUACAGCACAGUGCAACGCUGAUGCUAGUUGUUGGACUAGCACAACAGCCUAUACACCUGACAUACAUCUACCCUACACGGGUGUCUCAAUCGUUACUCUCCUGCUUUGGCCGGGGCAUGGACGCAUUCUCCGUAUGCUUUACUAAUAUUUCGGAAAGAUCCACAUCAAGGAUAUAUCAAGACCUCUUUUAUACAACCGGGUUGGGGAAGCUGUCUAUUAAAGACUCAGAAGAGGUAGAACGCUUCAAGAUGACUACAAAUCAAUAUCAAAAGUAUCGAGCAUUCGAGCUCGGAGCGAAGCCCCGUGUCUGUAUUAUUGGAGCCGGCAUAUCUGGUUUAAGAUGUGCUGACGUUUUGCUUCGUCAUGGGUUCGACGUGACUAUUCUCGAAGGCCGCAACAGAGUAGGCGGCAGGGUCCACCAGCAGACGAUGAAAAGCGGACAUGAUAUCGACAUGGGCCCAAACUGGAUUCAUGGUACUGAGGAAAACCCGAUACAUGAUUUAGCCAAGGAUACAGGUACCGUAAUCGGCAGCUGGGACGACUCGACCAACAUCUUUGACGAACAGGGAGCACUGCUCUCGCAAGAAGAAGGCGAAAACUACUCUACAACGAUGUGGAACAUUAUCCAAGACGCUUUUGCCUAUUCAAACAAGUCAUGUUCAGAAAUUGACCCAUCUCGAAGUCUUCUAGACUUCUUUGGGGAGAUAGUUGAGGAAAAGAUAACGCGCACCGAGCCCAAUUUUGAGUCAAAGCGAAAGAUUAUCUUGCAGAUGUGCCACAUGUGGGGUGCGUUUGUAGGAAGUCCGAUAUCUACACAGAGUCUAAAGUACUUCUGGUUAGAAGAGUGCAUAGACGGAGAAAACCUCCUUUGUGCGGGAACUUACAAACAAAUUUUGCAAACCAUCGCAAAGCCCGCACUAGACGCUGCCUCAAUUCAGUAUAAUACUACUGUACAACGAAUUACACGACUAGAGCAGGCUGGUAGCCAAGUAUCAGUCACUACCAAUACGAAUCAAACACUGGAGUUUGCCGAAGUUAUCUGCACGACACCGCUGGGGUGGCUGAAACGUAACAAAGACAGCGCCUUUAAACCACCUCUACCGCAUUCCCUUUCUUCAGCAAUCGACAAAAUAGGGUACGGGUGCCUGGAAAAAGUAUACGUCAACUUCCCAGAAGCCUUCUGGCUGCAGGGUUCCGAUGAGACCAAGAAGACAAAGGGCUUUGUCCAAUGGAUAUCUCCAGAAUAUGCCACCUCUUCAAACCCGCACAAAUGGCAUCAGGAAAUGGUAGAACUGGCAAGCAUCGAUCCUCGAGCUGCGCAUCCCACCUUGCUGUUCUAUAUAUUUGGCGACCAAUCAAGGCAUGUCACCUCCACCCUCGCCAGUCUAGACACACAAGAGCAAAAGCAAAAGUUCUUGACCUCAAUGUUUGAGCCAUGCUACUCUCGCCUUCAUAACUACAACGCAAGCGAUCCGAAGUGCCAGCCUAUUGAGUUCCUUGCGACAGAAUGGCUCAACGACGAGCUUGCUGGGAACGGCAGCUACGCAAAUUUCCAAAUUGGGCUGGAAGACGGCGAUAAGGCCAUUGAAAUCAUGCGCGAAGGGCUACCAGACUACGGACUGUGGUUUGCCGGAGAGCAUACUGCACCAUUUGUCGCCUUGGGUACUGCCACGGGGGCUUAUUGGAGCGGCGAACUAGUUGCGAAACGCAUCGCCAAAGCGUACAAUAAAACAGAGACACCAAACCUAGAAGGAGAAUAGACUUAGAGCAUACACGUGUACGAUAUGAUAUAGAAGCAAAUUAAACAUGAAU
This is a messenger RNA of [Torrubiella] hemipterigena, 2012 nucleotides long. The record is from the annotation of a GenBank genome assembly. Lineage: Eukaryota; Fungi; Ascomycota; Sordariomycetes; Hypocreales; Clavicipitaceae.